AUGACAGAGUCAUGGAAUGAAAAGACAGCGUUUGAAAGGUUGAUGAUUCAGAUUCAAAGUUUACAUGUUGGGGCUUGUGCGGACAUGUCGAUCACCGUGUGGUCCCAGGGAGGUCGCGAUUGCGAGUAUGAAAGUGACCAAGUCAGUACGGGAACUUCGGGAAGCAUGGCUCUCCACUUCCAGUGUCUCCACCGACGCAAGUCUGCAUCUAGUUUGCAUAGACUUCACACAGACAGAUUAAAUCCCGCAUUUUCUGAGAUUAUCGAACUCUCAGCCUCCAACUUGGAGUUCAAGGACCGUUCAGUUGACGAGGGCGAGCAGGACGACGAAGACGACUUCUCUCUUCCUGGAAAAAAAACUUCUUGCUUUUCGGACACUGGAAAUGCAUGUGAAACGGCGAGGCAAAACUUUGUGGGUGCCAUCGCUCAAGUUGGUGGCCACCGUGCAACUUUGUACUGGCCGUUUCCUUGCUCCGCGCGCUUGGCACUGGAAUUAGUGCAAAUUGCGAGUAUUGAGCAAGAGAAUGCAUGUCUUAACUACUGGACGUGCUCAGGCGAUACUUUCGCGUGCUAUUACCCUUCUGUUGCGAAUCCGGGAACGUGGAAUAGCUGCUCAUAUAGUGCAUCGGCCGAUUGGGCUCUCGCAGCUGGCCCCACCGAGAUCUGUACUGCGAAAGCGGGAGUGAACCUGAAAUGUGAACCUGGGAAUGACCCUCACGACAUUGGUGACCAAGGUUACAGCGCUUCAUACGGGUUUAUCAGUGAAACCAAUAUAUGUACUGUGUCUAUUGAUUUCUACUUUGUACGUGGGCUUGGUACAGUGACGGUUGCUGAGGCUUGA
This is a messenger RNA of Suillus fuscotomentosus, 840 nucleotides long. RefSeq lists its product as uncharacterized. The transcript has 9 exons. Bases 1 to 840 code for a protein of 279 amino acids. The record is from RefSeq and is a predicted model, not a curated record. NCBI's taxonomy places the organism in Eukaryota, Fungi, Basidiomycota, Agaricomycetes, Boletales, Suillaceae.